AUGAGCAUGUCUCUGGAAGUGUUUCAGGAAGAGAACCCCAAUGGAGGCAAUUUGAAUGCCAAUACAGAGAAUAUCGAGGAGGAUUGGCCAGAUAUGGAGAUCGAUCCGUAUGUUGGACUGGUACGUACUAUUGAGAACAUGCAGCUGGUCGAGGUGCCAUUCUAUAAAUUGAAAUGGAAAAGGAUAGCUACAAGUCACGGGAACUUGGACUAUGAUCUAACAAAGGAGUCACUUGCGCAAUUUGAGGACAAUGUGAUUAAUCUAAUCUCCAAUAUCGAAAUACAUCCCGUUGUUAAGGAGAUCAUCUAUCGAAUGCUUUCAUCCUGGGAUAUUGAAGCCUUAACUUCACACGGACUCGAUGCAGCGUUCUUGGAUUUACGGGUAGACGGGAAAACUGUGCAUAAGUACAGAGAGUACAAGGAACUGAUGGAAAUAGUGGAAAUGAAAAUAAGUGACAUUUUCAGUGCCGUCAAUUUUGAUUGCUUGAUGGAUGGUGUGAAGCAGUGUCCCACUUUUAGCCAAUGCACAAAUAUCUUAAGACUACGUGAUGGGCGGGAUAAAUUCAAUUUAUCCACCUUGUCAAUAGCACACAAGUACUAUGUUGUUCGUGAGACACUUUUAUCACAGGAGAGAGGGUAG
This is a messenger RNA of Pichia kudriavzevii, 639 nucleotides long. RefSeq lists its product as uncharacterized. Bases 1 to 639 code for a protein of 212 amino acids. The transcript has a single exon. NCBI's taxonomy places the organism in Eukaryota, Fungi, Ascomycota, Pichiomycetes, Pichiales, Pichiaceae. The record is from RefSeq and is a predicted model, not a curated record.